UUGUUAUUUCUGUUGUUUUUAGAAGGAGAUGGGCGGAGACUCAAAGGUGCUAUCCAGCGGAGCACAGAAACUGGUCUGGCUGUCGAAAUGCCAAGUCGGACAGUCCGUCAAGCCAGCCAUGAAUCCAUUGAGGACAGUAUGAAUAGCUAUGGAUCGGAAGGAAACUUGAAUUUCAGUGGCGUCCAUCUGGCAUCUGCUGGGCAGUUUAGCGACUUUCUGGGGAGCAUGGGCCCUGCACAGUUCGUUGGUCGUCAGACCUUGGCCACCACUUCCAUGGGGGAUGUGGAGAUUGGUUUACAGGAGCGAAAUGGACAGCUAGAAGUGGAUAUCAUUCAGGCCCGAGGACUCACCCCCAAACCUGGCUCCAAAACCCUUCCAGCUGCUUACAUCAAGGCUUAUCUACUAGAGAACGGAGUGUGCAUUGCAAAGAAGAAGACAAAAGUGGCUCGCAAGUCAUUAGACCCUCUGUACAACCAGGUGUUGUUGUUUGCAGAGAGCCCACAAGGCAAAGUAUUACAGGUGAUAGUCUGGGGGAACUAUGGACGUAUGGAGCGCAAAUACUUCAUGGGAGUUGCCAGGGUCCUCUUGGAAGAACUGGAUUUGUCAACGUUAGCAAUUGGUUGGUACAAGCUUUUCCCUACCUCCUCGAUGGUAGAUCCUACUACAGGUCCACUCCUGCGCCAAUCUUCACAGCUUUCUUUGGAGAGCACAGUGGGACCCUGCUGUGACAGGUCUUAAUGAGCAAGGAAGAGGGGAACUGCUUCUGUUUUUUAAACACGCUGUCAAGGUUUUAUUUGCUGGAACUCUGACCUCAAGUGCAUUGCAUGUUCAGUCAGUUCUUGAGGAGCUGGAAGAGUGACCUUAGACAGAAGACAAGAGGGAAGGCUGUAUUCUCUCUCCAUCCAAGUAGCAGGUGCCAUGGGGCAUGAGUCCUAGUUGUGAAAUUAUACAUGCACCUUUUGUUUCACUUCUCUGGCUUUCAUUCAUGCACCCUUGUUUCAGAUCCGUAUUAACCCUCAGAAGUUGCAGCAUUUCUUUUCUUGAGCGGGGAAGAUAUUUUUCUUAGCUUUGUUUUAGAAAUUCAUACAACACAAAUUAUUUUGGCAAGACCUGAAAGACUGGAAAG
Pelodiscus sinensis (Chinese soft-shelled turtle) is the source of this 1126-nucleotide messenger RNA. NCBI's taxonomy places the organism in Eukaryota, Metazoa, Chordata, Testudines, Trionychidae. The record is from RefSeq and is a predicted model, not a curated record.